CUCCCUCCCUCCCUUAAAACCCUCAUUUCUUCUUUCUCACUUUCCAGAAACUUCAAUCAAUCUCUCUCCUCUUUUUGAAUCUUCUUCUUCAAGCCUCAAUGUCGGAAAUCACAGACAACGGAGCUCCACAUCCAGAGGGGGGAGAAUCGUUCAUGGAGAAGAUCGCUGAGAAACUUCACUUCCAUGACAGUCACGAUCAAGAGAAGAAGCACGAGGAGGAAGAGAAACACGAAGAAAAGAAGCAUCACGAUUCAUCAUCGUCUUCCUCUUCUUCUUCCUCAGAUUCCGAAUCUGAUAAGCCUAAAAAGACGUCGUCUCCCUCUGCUGCCGCUGCUGCUGUUUCUUCUGCUCAAGCUAAGAUCAAUCGUCUUUUUGGCCGUGAGAAACCUGUUCACAAAGUUCUCGGCGGUGGAAAACCUGCUGAUGUAUUCCUGUGGAGGAACAAGAAGAUCUCAGCCACUGUAUUGGGAGGAGCUACUGCGAUCUGGAUUCUGUUUGAGUUGAUUGGAUACCAUCUGCUCACUCUCGUUUGCCACCUCUUGAUUUUCUCACUUUCAGUCUUGUUUUUAUGGGCGAAUGCUUCCACUUUUAUUAACAAGUCAUCGCCACCUCAUAUUCCAGAGGUUGCUCUACCAGAGAAGCCUAUCCUUGAGAUUGUUGGUGCCCUUAGGGCUGAGUUGAAUCGAGGACUCUCGGUAUUGCACGAUGUUGCUACUGGAAAAGACUUGAAGAAGUUCCUCGCUGUCAUUGCAGGAUUGUGGUUUUUGUCAAUUGUGGGCAAAAGUUGUGAUUUCUUGACCCUCUUCUAUAUUAACUUCGUAUUGUUGCACACCGUCCCUGUUCUCUACGAGAAGUACGAGGACCAUGUUGAUGCUUUCGCAGAGAAGGCGAUGGGUGAGGCCAAGAAGCAUUACGGUGUGGUGAAUGAGAGGUACAUAAGUAAGAUUCCGAGAGGACCUUUGAAGAGCAAGAAGGCAGAAUAGAUAUGUUAAAACAAGCCUUAAUCCACAAACAAGUGUUAGGUUUCCUAACUCUUGACAUACCCAAAGGGGCUACUCACCUUUGGCGUUUUCAUUUUGGCUAUUUGCAUUUGACUUUUGGGGGCCUUAGAAGUGUUAUUGCUGGGUUUAGAUUAUUGGAGUUGCCAGUUUUUGUAAGCUUUGUGGGCGUUGCUUUGUUCUUGGUUAUUAACAAUUAUGGCACAGUAGAGUUACCUAAUCUUGUUUAUUCGUGGAUAUGGUUCUCUUGGCUUUGAUAGGUAAUAGGUUUUGCUAGAGUUUAUUUGUGAUGUAUUAGUCACAUAACAUUGGUCUUUUGUUACCCGUGCUAAGCAAAAUAUAUACUCCGUACAAUUGAUUUUGGUACUUGCUUAUUAA
Messenger RNA from Spinacia oleracea (spinach), 1376 nucleotides. RefSeq names its product reticulon-like protein B4. Lineage: Eukaryota; Viridiplantae; Streptophyta; Magnoliopsida; Caryophyllales; Amaranthaceae. The coding region runs from base 99 to 983 and encodes 294 amino acids. The transcript has 5 exons. The record is from RefSeq and is a predicted model, not a curated record. Gene Ontology annotation, biological process: response to bacterium.